AUGCCAUGCCAACAAUUGUCAGGACUGCUGUGCAACGCCAACAAUUGUCAGGACUGCAGUGCCAUGCCAACAAUUGUCAGGACUGCUGUGCAACGCCAACAAUUGUCAGGACUGCUGUGCGAUGUCAACAAUUUUCAGGACUUCUGUGCUACGCCAACAAUUGUUAGGACUACUGUGCCCUGUCAACAUUGUCAGGACUGCUGUGCAACGCCAACAAUUGUCAAGACUGCUGUGCAAUGCCAACAAUUAUCAAGACUGCUGUGCAAUGCCAACAAUUAUCCGGACUGCUGUGCGAUGUCAACAAUUGUCAGGACUGCUGUGCGAUGUCAACAAUUGUCAGGACUGCUGUCUAAUGCCAACAAUUGUCAGGACUGCUGUGCAACACCAACAAUUGUCAAGACUGCUGUGCAAUGCCAACAAUUAUCAAGACUGCUGUGCAAUGCCAACAAUUAUCCGGACUGCUGUGCAAUGCCAACAGUUGUCAGGACUGCUGUGCAAUGCCAACAAUUGUCAGGACUGCUGUGCAACACCAACAAUUGUCAGGACUGCAGUGCCAUGCCAACAAUUGUCAGGACUGCUGUGCAACGCCAACAAUUGUCAGGACUGCUGUGCGAUGUCAACAAUUGUCAGGACUGCUGUGCAACGCCAACAAUUGUCAGGACUGCUGUGCGAUGUCAACAAUUGUCAGGACUGCUGUGCAACGCCAACAACUGUCAGGACUGCUGUGCAAUGCCAACAAAUGUCAGGACUGCUCUGCAACGCCAACAACUGUCAGGACUGCUGUGCUAUGUCAACAAAUGUCAGGACUGCUGUGCGAUGUCAACAAUUGUCAGGACUGCUGUGUCAUGCCAACACUUUUCAGGACUGCGGUGCCAUGCCUACAAUUGUGAGGUCUGCUGUGCCAUGCCAACAAUUGUCAGGAUAUACAAUACAAUGUAUGUCAGAGCAGCUUUAAGCUCUGACAGCGGAGGAACAGGGGGCAGUAGGAAAAUAUGA
Messenger RNA from Bufo bufo (common toad), 996 nucleotides. RefSeq names its product keratin-associated protein 9-1-like. NCBI's taxonomy places the organism in Eukaryota, Metazoa, Chordata, Amphibia, Anura, Bufonidae. The transcript has a single exon. The record is from RefSeq and is a predicted model, not a curated record. The coding region runs from base 1 to 996 and encodes 331 amino acids.